Arabidopsis thaliana (thale cress) is the source of this 906-nucleotide messenger RNA. Its product is annotated as Homeodomain-like superfamily protein. NCBI's taxonomy places the organism in Eukaryota, Viridiplantae, Streptophyta, Magnoliopsida, Brassicales, Brassicaceae. The record is from RefSeq and is marked reviewed. Gene Ontology annotation, cellular component: nucleus. Bases 1 to 906 code for a protein of 301 amino acids. Gene Ontology annotation, molecular function: DNA-binding transcription factor activity; DNA binding. The transcript is spliced from 5 exons.
AUGAAGAAGCAAGAAAAAGGAAACGAAGUUGUCACUUUCGAAGAAAAUCCUAGCACUUAUGUUCAUCAUCACACGAAAAAAGCCUCAAUGGUUUUAAGUGAGCAAGAAAUAGAGGUUAUUCUACAAAGUAAUAAGGAGACAUAUAAUGAAAAAUUAGAAAAAAAUACGAAAGAGAAUGCUGAGAAAGUUGGUAUUGAAGAAGGAAAUGGUUCAUCUUCAAAGAUCACGCCAUGCAUUUUCUACACAUCUGAUGAAAAGGCACGAUUGAGGUGGUCAAGCGACCUUCACGAUUGCUUUGUUAAUGCUGUGGAAAAACUUGGUGGACCUAACAAAGCGACGCCAAAAAGUGUUAAAGAGGCAAUGGAAGUUGAAGGAAUUGCACUUCACCAUGUGAAGAGUCAUCUUCAGAAAUUUAGACUUGGAAAGUGUAACAUACGGGGUGGAACAAAUCAAUAUGUUAGACAGUCACAAUCCAUGCCUCACAAGAGUCAACAACAACUUCAGCUCAACAAUGAUUGUGUCAAUCAUGACUCAUAUUGCAAUGCAACUUUUUUAUCGGUCACGGUACCACCAACAAUUGAUUCUCUUCAUCAGGACACUUUAAACAAUACAAUUCUUUUUCCAACGACACUACAAGCAAUACCGACAUCUGUGUCACACAAUACGUACAUGAGUUCAUAUCCUUCAUACAAUACUGUUGAAGUUGUUAAAGCUCAGCUCAAUGCAUUACAAGAUUCAAGCACUAGCCAAACACAAGAAACAUUUUCUCGUGAAACCAACUUAUCGUCUAUAGUCACAAGGGAUGAAGCAGAUCCAGUGGAUAAGUAUAUUGAUUGGAACAAAGUUGGAGAAACUGAUAUUGAACAUGAUUCAGUCGAAGUCCUUGAGGCUUUAGGUUUGAAGUAA